AUGCAGCCGAGUAACGUUGGUGGGACGAAAGUGUUUGCGUGGAAGAAGUUUGCGAUGUGCGCUGCGUUUCUCGUUGAGGUGAUGUGGUUUCGGGGGUUGGGGGAGGAUACAUUCUUCUGGCGAGGGAAUGGGAACACUGAUUUAGACGCGGAAGGAUACCAAACGGACACAGCGCCCUCCCCUUCCAAAACGCACCACCAACAAACCCAACAACCAACAACACCAGUUACCUGUCGUCCCCGCUCCAAAGCCAGACCCAGAUUCCUACGAAUCUGA
Laccaria bicolor S238N-H82 is the source of this 276-nucleotide messenger RNA. RefSeq lists its product as uncharacterized. The transcript has 2 exons. NCBI's taxonomy places the organism in Eukaryota, Fungi, Basidiomycota, Agaricomycetes, Agaricales, Hydnangiaceae. The record is from RefSeq and is a predicted model, not a curated record. Bases 1 to 276 code for a protein of 91 amino acids.